Messenger RNA from Triticum aestivum (bread wheat), 2526 nucleotides. RefSeq names its product mitogen-activated protein kinase kinase 3. The transcript has 12 exons. Bases 9 to 1991 code for a protein of 660 amino acids. Lineage: Eukaryota; Viridiplantae; Streptophyta; Magnoliopsida; Poales; Poaceae. Gene Ontology annotation, molecular function: ATP binding; MAP kinase kinase activity. The record is from RefSeq and is a predicted model, not a curated record. Gene Ontology annotation, biological process: protein phosphorylation; MAPK cascade.
ACUAAGGUAUGCGAGAAGCGGCAUAUAGACAGAGGAGGGAGCAGAGUGGCAUCCUCCUUCCUCUCUUCCGCCCCCGUCGCCGGGCCGCAGGCAGCUCACCGCCGCCGCCUCCUCCCCCCGCCCACCGCCUCCUCACCGUCCGUCCCAACCCCUUCGCGCCCCUUUGUAUCCUCCGCUAUCCGCCCGUACAGAUCCGUCCGGCGAGCAUCCUCAGCCGCCCCCGACGGGCUCGCCGCCGCCAGGACCUCACCGCUGCCCCCCUCACCGCGAAGAGAACCGAGGUCCGCCCAAGCUCCAAUUUUUCGCCUGGGGAACAGACCGCCCGCCGCCUUCUCUGCUCCACUGAAGAUACGGUGAUUCCUUCCUGCUUGGACGACUGGGAUCAUCAGCUUGCGCCGGCUGACUACAAGCGAGCCCCCAUGGCGGGGCUAGAGGAGUUAAAGAAGAAGCUGCAGCCCUUGCUGUUCGACGACUCGGACAAGGGCGGCGUCAGCACCCGGGUUCCCUUCCCGGAGGAUACAUGCGAUUCCUAUGUGGUAUCUGAUGGUGGAACGAUAAAUUUACUGAGUAGAUCGUUUGGUGAGUAUAACAUCAAUGAGCAUGGCUUUCACAAGCGAAGUACUGGGCCAGAAGAGCCCGAUACCGGUGAGAAGGCAUACCGAUGUGCAUCUGAAGACAUGCAUAUAUUUGGUCCCAUUGGAAGCGGAGCAAGCAGCGUUGUUCAGAGAGCUAUUUUCAUACCAGUUCAUCGUAUUCUGGCCUUGAAGAAGAUAAACAUAUUUGAGAAGGAGAAAAGGCAACAAAUUCUUAAUGAGAUGAGAACGUUAUGUGAAGCAAGUUGCUAUCCUGGUUUAGUUGAAUUCCAGGGUGCAUUUUACAUGCCCGAUUCUGGACAAAUAAGCAUUGCCCUUGAAUACAUGGAUGGUGGCUCUUUAGCAGACGUUAUAAGAGUCAAGAAAUCAAUACCAGAGCCAGUUCUUGCGCAUAUGCUACUGAAAGUAUUACUUGGCCUGAAGUACUUGCAUGAAGUAAGACAUCUAGUGCAUAGAGAUCUAAAGCCAGCGAAUAUACUGGUAAACCUCAAGGGAGAGGCAAAAAUUACAGACUUUGGUGUAAGUGCUGGUUUGGACAAUACAAUGGCUAUGUGUGCUACCUUUGUAGGAACCGUGACAUAUAUGUCACCUGAGAGAAUUCGUAAUGAGAACUACUCUUAUGCUGCUGAUAUUUGGAGUCUUGGACUAACGAUAUUGGAGUGUGCUACUGGUAAAUUUCCAUAUAAUGUCAAUGAAGGCCCAGCCAAUCUCAUGCUGCAGAUACUCGAUGAUCCAUCACCAGCACCACCAGAAGAUGCCUAUACACCAGAAUUUUGUUCCUUCAUAAAUGAUUGCUUGCGGAAAGAUGCUGAUGCAAGGCCUACAUGCGAGCAGCUUUUGUCACACCCAUUCAUCAAGAGGUAUGAGCAAACUGGUGUGGACUUGGCAGCAUAUGUCAGGGGUGUUGUUAACCCAACAGAAAGAUUAAAGCAAAUAGCAGAGAUGCUUGCUGUUCAUUAUUACCUCCUGUUUAAUGGCUCUGAAGGACCUUGGAAUCAUAUGAAGACAUUCUACAGGGAAGAAUCAUCUUUCAGUUUUUCAGGGAAUGUGUAUGUCGGACAAAGUGCCAUAUUUGAUACUUUAUCAAAUAUAAGAAAGAAGUUAAAAGGUGAUCGGCCUAGAGAAAAAAUUGUUCAUGUUGUUGAGAAGCUACACUGCCGUGCGAAUGGGGAAACAGAAAUCGCUAUUCGUGUGUCUGGGUCAUUCAUCACGGGCAACCAAUUCCUAAUAUUUGGUGAAGGGUUGCAAGCUGAAGGGAUGCCCAGCUUGGACGGAAUUGAUAUCGACAUUCCAAGCAAGCGCGUAGGCCAGUUCCGGGAGCAGUUCACCGUGCAUCCAGGGACUUCCAUGGGGUGCUACUACAUAGCAAAGCAAGACCUCUACAUCGUUCAGUCCUGAAAACAAUGUAUAAACUGUAAGUUAUGUUCCGUUUGUGCCGUCAAUGAUUCCAGUUCCCGAUGAAAGCUAGCUAUGUCAUGGUUUCCACUUUCUCGCGGCCCCUUGACUUCGACAUCGACAGGCUUGAGACCACAACGCAGUCCUGCUACCAUUGACAUUGAUUCCAUUUCUUCUCGAUGCGAGCAAUCAAACCUGUAGCUGAAACAUAACUUGAUCGUUGACCACUUGUUUGUAAGGUGGCAAGGAGGAUGAAGCGAUUCUAAUGAUUGUUGUGCAUAGAUAGAUACUCUUGACACAUGGUGCGGGUUUAUUCGAGGCUGCUCGAUUUCUGUUGUAGAUGAGAAGAUUGCGCGUGUGCGCUAAUAAGUGACGCAGCCCCAAUGUAGGUCUGUACUACUCAUGCUUAUGUGGGAAAAAAAAAGACUAUCUAUAAUUAACUCCGCUGGUACUGUAUCGUUCUGUUUGACAUUUUUCUUUUUUCUUCAACUGUUACUAAGAUGCCUGAGAAGUUCAAAUUUUAUGCACUUUAUUUCGA